GUACAAAAUCAACAUGGCAUCCGAAAGUAUGAGAAGUACUGUGUCAAGUGAGCAAUAUGCGGUAAAUCAUAGUAAAUUGUCCAACGACUGUGCUGUUAAUGAUCGCAAUUGUAGCAUACAAAACAGUGAACCUACAUUAGGUAUUUCUAUGAAAUCAUUGGAAAAGCGUGAAAUUCAUAGUUACCGUAAUUUACCUGGUUUAUUGGCGACGGCGUCAUCCGCUGACAGUGUAGAUAUUAGAAAUACUGAAAAGAACGAAGAAUUAAUAUGCAGUGCCACCCCGACUUCUGAAGAUAACGUCAACACUGAUCACGGAAAGAGAAAGAGAGUGCAUCACGACUAUAGAAAAUUGUCCAACUCUGGAUAUGUUGAUGAUGCAAUGGGUAGACGCUAUUCGUCUAGCACAUCGAGUGCUAGUGAAAGCGAUACACCCCCAAAAGUGUUAAAAUUGAAAACAAACAUAAAAUGCCCAAGUAGCCACUCUAACACAUUGAAUGGAGGUAACGCUGGGGAAGGGAGACAAAUGGGAUCCUCAAAACAUAAACAUUCUGAACACCAUAAGCGACACCACAAGAAGAAAAAACAUAGAGAUCGAGAUAAAGAAAGGGCCAAAUCUAAUGAUGUGGUGAAACAUAAGAACGUAUUGAGGGUUUCUGCAGCAUCAAGUACAAACUUAAGAGUUUCACCAGAGCCAUUAAAAUCUGAUGGAGCUGUACCUUCAGUUCAUGCUUCCAAAGAAACAAGCCUUAAUGUGAUACAUCAAAACCAAGAAACAAAUAAUUUCAUGCCUGUUGCCCUGAUCAGUACAACAUCAGAAGCAUCUUUUGGUGAAGAGCACAAUGUGAAAGAUAUGGACGAUUCUGAGAAUGAACGGACUCGAUCAGGAUUUAUGGAUACUGUGGACAGGUCAUGCGAUGUCAUUCGUGUGAGGUGUUCAUUUGCUAGUGCGACUGCUCCAGUGGUUCCUCAAUGUUGUGAUCCUAUUGUCCAAGUGAAUGAGGUCUCUACAGUGAGCGUUUGUCCCAGAUCUCUUGAAGAAACACAAGUUGAAGACACUACCACUGUUCUAUCUGUGAUUAACUGUGAAGACAUUCCUUUAUCAAGUGAAAGUGAAAAAUGUUCUAGGGAAUCUGUAGUACUGUGCAAAUCAAUUGUAAAUAAUCAGGUGAGGACAAAUUGUGAUACAGAUGAAGCAGACAGUGUGAACGUUGAAAAUCAUGACCCAGGACAUAUAGAAGUGACAGUGGCGACAAGUAAUUGGCAGGAGUGUGCACCUUCAGUGCAGGAAGCAGAAGACGAACACCAUCUUGUGGAGAGUCCUGGAACGCCAUUAAUGGACGAGCAACCAUACUCUCCCCAUUUGGGCAUUACUACUGAAGUGUUGACAGAUAAUUCAGAUAAAAUUGACAGUAGUCAAUUAACAAGAAUGAAGUGUGAAGAGGAACCAAAGAAAGUAACUAAUGAAGUGACUCCUCAACAAGAGGAGCCGAAUGUAGAAGGAGAAGAAAUGGCUAAUGCUUGUGGAGAAGCAACAGUCUCUGAUAAAACGCUUGAGGAAAGAAGUUUCACCCCACCGUUACCAGCCUUAAACCAUGUACAUAGCAAUAUAAGUCCUAAAGAAGCAACUGAUGGUAGCUGUAAGUCAGAUGAAUUAAAGUCUAAAAUUUUGCCUUCUGGAAGUGCUUUAGAACUGAAUUCUGAGAAUUUGUUACGUGAAACUGUCAAGGUCAUUUCAUUUCCUUCAUCCACAAUUUCAACGAAUUCACAUUGUGAGGUGGCCAAAGUUCCACAAGAAACUGCUGAUUUGGUUCCUGAGUCGAGUACCUGCAAAUUAACAGAUAUUCAGGGUGUACCAAAGACAAAAUCUUCUGGUGAAGAACCAAGUAUUGGGGAUACUAAACCUUCUGAAAUAGAUCGAAAAGCUGAAAGCAGUUCCUCCAAAUCUGUUAAAAACAGUGAAUCUUCUGGGAGGGAUAGUCAUAGGCAUCACAGUAGCAGUUCAAGAACGUACUCGAGUCAUCGGUCCAGCAGAGAUAAAAGAGAUGAUAGGCAUAAAAGAGAUGGAAAGUCUGAUUCAGGUGAUUCAAAUUCUAAAGAUAAACGAAGUAGAAACAUUAGUCGAGAUGAUAGGAAAGAUCAUUCCCGAGGAUCGUCGUCAUCUGAUGGGAAGAAUUAUUGUGUUAAGUGCCAAAAGCGUUCAAAAAUUAAGAAAGCAAGUAUAGGUGUGCAAUGUCGACGUGAGAGAUUUUUUGAAAAAGGUUCUUUGUAUUCUGGACCUAAAAUUGAUUACCAAAUGAAGCAUUAUUCUCUACCCAGACCUUUGCCUUAUAGUCAACCUGGCCUUGAGAAUCUCAAAUAUGGAAGGUUUAUUCAUGUCGAAACUUAUCCUAAUGGUGGUGCUACUAUAGUGCAUAUGUACCAGGAUGAAAUUGACUGUUUAAAUAAGACAGAGAUGGAUGAAUUAGCACAAGAGUACUUCAAGAUUGUGUUUGGCGAGGAUGAAAAGGGAUUCGCUUAUCAUGUGAUGGGUAUUGUUCAUGAUGCUGCAGCAUAUCUACCAGAUCUUUUAAAUCAUAUGGCUGAUAAUUAUCCAUCUCUAACAGUAAAAAAUGGAAUAUUAGGAAGAAGUUCUGACAUUGAAACUACGACAAUGGCUCAAUACAGAGAUCAGGUGUGCAAACAUUAUGCAAAUGGAACUGUGCGAUAUGGCCCUCUUCAUCAAAUUAGUCUUGUUGGAACUGUCCAUGAAGAAGUGGGAGGUUUCUUUCCAGAUUUCUUAGCUAGACUUGAAGAGAACCCCUUCUUAAAGAUGACUAUGCCUUGGGGCCAGUUGUCAGUGGUUCAAAUGGAAACUCCUCAAGAAUCAAACGAUGGACCAAUUUUGUGGAUUCGACCUGGGGAACAGUUGGUUCCUACUGCGGAAAUGGGCAAAUCCCCUGCAAAGCGAAGGCGAACCGGUAUAAACGAGUUACGCAAUUUACAGUACCUGCCUCGUCUCUCUGAAGCAAGAGAAUAUAUGUUUGAAGACAGAACAAAAGCACAUGCUGACCAUGUUGGACAUGGUUUGGAUAGAAUGACAACAGCUGCUGUUGGUAUUUUGAAGGCAGUUCAUGGUAACCAAUCAACACAAUAUAACAGGAUUACAAAAGAUGUAGUUGCCUUUUAUGCUGGUGAUUUCCAUGAAUUAGUUGAAAAGUUGCAGUUAGAUCUUUAUGAGCCUCCUAUUUCACAGUGUGUCCAGUGGCUUGAGGAUGCCAAGCUAAAUCAGUUGCAUAGAGAAGGAAUCCGAUAUGCUCGAAUCCAGCUGUGUGAUAAUGAUAUUUACUUUUUACCGCGUAACAUCAUUCAUCAGUUUCGAACAGUUUCAGCUGUUACAAGCAUAGCUUGGCAUGUACGAUUGAGGCAGUAUUACCCUGAUUGUCUUAAUAUUCAAGACAUUAAACAUUCAAGAGUUGUAACAGCUCAACAUCAUUAUAAAGAAAAGAAAAAUUUAGAAAAGGCUUCAUGUGAGACCCCUAAAAAGGAUAUUAGAGACGAAUCUAGGAGUGAAAGACACCGUAAAGAGAAAGAAAAGGAGAAGAAAAGAACUGAAGAGAAAACAUAUAUCAAAGACGAAGAAGGAAAGAUUAAACGAGAUCAUAAAGAGAGUUCUCGUAGCAAAGCAGAAAAGCCUCGAAAAAGGGAAGGAGAUGAUGUUGAUCGAGAUUCAAAGAGAUUCAAGACUGGUGACAGCAAAGAUAUCAAAUCUGUGGUAUCUAAAGAAAGUUCAGAUACAAGAAAACAUGAAGAAUCAAGAAGAAAAGAUAAAGAAAGUGAAACAAGGAGAAAGAGCAAUAGCAGUGGACACAGUGAUAUUAAUGAUUCGAGGCCAAUAGAAAGAGAGGAUUCAAAGAAAGAUAAGAAAUUAGAUUGUCACUCUAGUGUGAAGGGGGAGACAAAGAAAGUGAAAGUGGAAGAUGAAACAUAUGAACUAAAAGAUGAUGUCAAAGUGUCUAAAGAAGAAAAAGCAAGAUCACCACUUCCUGAAGUCGAAUCAAAAGAUAGUAAACAGAGGGAUAGUGAUGAUAUUUGUGACAAGCAGAAGAAAGAUCAAAGACAUGACAAAAAACAUGACAAAUAUGUGAAAAAAGAAGCCAGCUCUAGUCAGGUGGAAAAGAAGCCUGUUACUUUAGUUGUAAAGAAAAAAGAACAUGGAACUUCUGAUGAAAAGACGUACAUUUCUUCUGUUAAACAGGAACCCAGGUCUACAUUGCCCACAGUUAGUGCUAGCAACGAAGAUGGUGACCAUUGCUUGGCUGUUGUCAAACGAGAGAACUGUGUAAAUGAUGUUCAACAGAAGCCCAUUAGUGUUCACAUAUCAAAAAGAGACACAACAGAAGUCAGCAAAAUCAGCAAUCCUGUUCAUAGAAAAGAAGAUAAACCCAAGCACUGGGUGUUUGUGAAAAAGGAACAAACAGGGAAGGCUGAAACAUCUAAGAUACCAUCACCAACUAAAACAAAUUCCUUUGAUUUAGUAAGCAGCAUCAUUGCAAAAAUGAACACAAGUGCUCCUAGAUCAAAGGAUGAAAGAGAUGACAAUUGCUAGGUUUGUAACAAUUUGUGUUAUUUUUAGCACUGAAAUUGUGCACUCUGCACUUGAUCAGAUGAAUGCCUUGGUUAAUACUAGUACAUGUUAUUUUAAUUAAGAAAAUUACUAGUAUUCAAAAAAUUAUAGUUUAGGGUAAUUCACAACAGUACUAGUUCUUGUAAAUAUGUCCACACUGGAUACCAUGUAUAAUUUUGUACGAAUCUUGGUGUACAAUGGCGUGUGCCUCAAGGAAAGUUGAUUUAUAUACAAUAUAAAAUUACUUUAGUGCUUUUCUUGUAAAUAGAAAUAUUUAAAUGCAAAAUGGCAGCAAUAUGUAAGUAAUGUAUGUAAUUUUUUAUUCUGAACACAAUAUGAUACAAGCAUUCCAUUAACAGACUGGUGCUCUCAUGUGGGAUAUACAUAGUUAACUUCGGUGUGUUUUAAUUUUACUUUCACAAAUAGUGUAAAAGAGUGAAUUUUUUAUACUUUUUUAUUUGCUGUCUUUUUGCAUGUUUGCUAUGGAUGCAGGGAGAGGGUUUGAUAUGUACAAGUAGUCUGUAUUUCAGCUGUAAAAUUUAGACAGGUGAACCAAUCAACACCAGAGUCUCUGUGGAGACAACUCUCCACUUCACUCCUCUAAUAGGUAAAAGAGCAGGUGUAUUGAAGUGUCAUAAUAAAGCACCAAGUUAUAAACACUUUAUAAUAGUAUUGUGUGUGGUUUUAAAUAGCUUUGGUCUGAAAAUAUUUUCAUUGUAACAUUUUCUUUCUAGUUUAUUAAUUUAUUUCUAAUUUUGUUUGUUUUGAAAUUAAAAUAAGUGUAGUAUUCUGUUAACAUGCUUUGAAAAAUGUUUUUAUUGACAGAAUUAUAAUCAUUGAAAGAUUUUUUGGGUACAAAUGAAUUUUCUUUUUGUAUGUUUCUUAUUACGAAUGACAAAACAAGCAUUUCUGCAAACUGUACUGCUUACAUCCGAUGAUUUGUUCGAACUUUUAUGUGCUUGCUUUUGAAGUGAAAAAAAAAAUUUCAGAAGCAUUGUAGAUAUGUUUUUAAAUUUAAUCAUGAAUUCGUUGUGUGUGUGUUUUUUCUUUCUUUCUUCACUUGAACCCUUGUGUUUAUGCUGAUAGUAUUGUAUGUAAUAUUUUGUUAAAUUUCUGUGAAGUAUUUAGAAGUGCAAAAGCUACAGUACUACACCUCUCUUAAAAACUAUCACAACUUUUUAAGUUGUUUGUUAUUAAUUUAUAGGACUGACUGAUCCAUUCACACAUGAGAUGAAAUGAUACUAAUUAUCAUUGACAACAUUUGAUCUCCUGGUGAUAGUAAGAGGUCCUUCUAUACUUCAGUUAACAAUCACUAGUUUGUAUGGUUGUACGUUAGGUCAAUUAAUAUGGAUCUAUAAAAUUUGUCUGAAUUCUAUUUAAAGGGCAUAUGAAUCUUUUAUCUUAUUUUAUGAAUAAUCUUCCUCCUUUAAUUAGUAUACCUUCUUUUUAAAUACUCUAAAUAUGUUUUUUCAGAUUAAACAUAUCUAUAGCCAGUGUCACUUUUUUACACACAGAAGAUGGUUCAAUGAAAAAUAAAGUCUGCUAUAGUAUUUUAAUAUUUUCUUCUAUAUCACAGAGUCCAAGUGUAACUAGGUGUGGCCUCUCAACGUUCUUGAAGUAAUCUAAUUGAGUGUGUGUGUGCGCAUGAUACAUGUGCAUGUGCACUAGUCUGUUUGUUUACUUUGCAAAUUAUACUGUAGAUAAAGUGACUUGUAUUGUGACUUUUCAUUAAAAUGAAAAGCAACUCUUCAUUUUUUAGAAAAAAUCAAAAUCCACAUUCUCAUUCAGCUGAUUUUUGGAAUUGAAGUAUUAAAUAAGGGUGGCCUCGAGGGCACCUUGAAUCCUAUUAAAAUAAAAUUUGAAAUAUUUUGUAUAAAUUUCAAGACAGUACAACAUUAAUAAUAUUGUGUAUUAAUCCUAGUCAGUUUUCUUUAAAUAUUUUAUUCAUUAGUGUAAUGUGACUUUCAUUUCUGAACAUCAAAUUUGGUGUGUACUUAUAAUAUUUUUCUAAUGUAUAUUUACUUAUUGCUUGUGAUGUUGAUACAUUUUGAAAUUGACCAUUAAAAUAUAUUGCAUAAUUCAUUUUGGAAAGUACCCUGUGGUGCUGAUUAUUUAGGGCAACUUUUAAUUUUAUUGGAGCAUUUUUACGUUAUUUCUUAUGUGAAUGAUUUGUGUGCAAGGAAAGUUCUAACUAUGGUUUACAAAGAACAGUAAAGCAGGUCAGAUUGUCAUUCUUCAAAGCAUAUCAUUUUUGGCAUACUGCAGUACAAUAGAACAUUUGAGUAGAUAUAACAGAGGUAGUCCAAAGAAUUUAAAUCAGUUUUAGGUGAUAUAUUAAUACAUGCAUUGUUGUAG
This is a messenger RNA of Gryllus bimaculatus (two-spotted cricket), 6958 nucleotides long. The record is from the annotation of a GenBank genome assembly. Lineage: Eukaryota; Metazoa; Arthropoda; Insecta; Orthoptera; Gryllidae.